This is a messenger RNA of Cylicocyclus nassatus, 1323 nucleotides long. The record is from the annotation of a GenBank genome assembly. Lineage: Eukaryota; Metazoa; Nematoda; Chromadorea; Rhabditida; Strongylidae.
GUCUUCAACUGCAAGCCUUUAUUUAUUUGGGUGAUAAUUUGAGAGACUAGGUCUUGACAUAUUCAUUCAUUUCAGUAAGCACAAAUGGCCGACAGAACUGACUUCCAGAAGAGGUUAAUGCAAAUUGGAGUUGAUGGCAUGCUAUCAGCAAGUAUAGCACUUGGGCAUCGACUUGGUCUAUUUAAAGCACUAGCAAAGAUCAGCAGUGAGGAAAAGCCGGCUACUGCAGCUCAAGUUGCCCAAGAAAGCGGCUGCAAAGAAAGAUACGUGAAAGAGUGGCUGGCAGUCGUAGGAGUGGGAGACAUCAUCACUGUCACUGAGGAUGAGAAAUUCUACAUCAAGAAGGAAAACGUAGCGGAUCUGACCAACCAGACGUUCAGCAUUCAAUUCAAUUCCUUCCUGCCUGUCUUCAUGAGAGCCUACGAUAAGAUGGCAAAUGUGUUCACAAAAGACGGUCCACUAGGGCUAGCAUAUUCGGACUUUACCGACUUCUAUGACGCUAUGGCUUCGCUGAGUGAGGCACUGCACAAGAAGCAUCUCAUUUCUGGUUUUAUUCCAGCUCUUGGAUCAGGGCUCAGGGAGAGAUUAGAAAAAGGUGGGGUUCAAUGUUUGGAUGUUGGAUGUGGUAAGGGCUUCCACUCUUCUCUCAUGGCCUCUCAUUAUCCAAAAUCUCAUUUUACUGGGAUUGAUAUCACACAUGAAGCAGUUGAAAUGGCUAAACGGCAGAAGAAGAGCGAUGGUCAGAAUUUCGACAACUUAGAUUUUACCCAGAUGAAUGCAGCCAAAAUGGAUGCCAAUUGGUCGAACAAGUUCGAUGUAAUCAUGAUCUUCGAUGCUUGCCAUGACCAAACGAGGCCUGAUCUGUGCCUCAAAGAAAUCUACCGUGUUCUCAAGCCUGGAGGUGUCUUUGGAAUGUUAGAGGUAAAUGGCUCAUCAAACAUAUACAAAGACAAGCAGGAAUUGGGAUUAGUGGCUGGACAGAUGUACGGAUGCUCAAUGUUCCAUUGUUUGCCAGUGAGCAGCAAUUCAGAAGAUGCCUUAUGCCUCGGCGCGAUGUGGGGAAAAGAACGUGCCCAGAAACUGAUCAAGGAAGCUGGGUUCGAGCAAGUCGAUGUUGUGCCUACACCUCAGUUUGCCUUCAACAUCCUCUACGUCUGCAAAAAGGACGACAUCAACUAAAAACUACCUCUUAUACGAGAUGAUUAAAAUAGAAAGAGUGGCCUUAUCUUGUGCUUACUGUUGGUGUGAUUACCACUGUAUUUGUACAUAUUAGCUAUAGUUGCUCCCAAUAAAAGAACUUAUCAUGGUGUACAGAGUUGAGAG